AAGACGAUGACUGGAUGAAGCGUUGGCCAAUCAGCGAGAAGAAAGAUGCUUGGAGGCGGGAACUUGUCCCUCACUGCAACGCGAGCGAGCAGAUCCUGUGACCGGUUUCGUUACGGCUUUGGUUUUGAAAAUUGUGGGUGCCCUGAAUCGGUGAAUUACGCGUGGACCAUGCCUAUACAAUCCUUCUCCUUUCCUUUGCCUGAGACCAGGUUCUUCCAGGCUGGACAACAUGUCUACAAGUUCAAGAUCAGGGGAGGCAAUAACUGCAGUGAAGUGAAGGUGAUGGGAGAAGAGUUUGUCAAUCGGGAGUUGGAGAAUACCAUCAGAGCGGUGCUAGCCAACCUGGACUGUCUUCAGCCGUUCACUACCCCACACUUCACUGUCUACCCUUACAAGAGUAAGUGGAAGAGAGUGUCCAAGUUUAAAUUUGAGAAGAUGUCAGGAGAGAAGCUGUCUGCUUACCCCUACCUAGUCACUGUGUACCUAGAGAACAACACACACACUGAGAUGUGUGUGGAAGAGUGCUGGACACCAGUGAGAGCAGGAGAAGGCAUCCCCCUCCUUCCUGCCAGUGGUCAUGAGUGCCAGGCCAAGCGCAGUAAGACAGGACCACCACACUGGGGCACCCUAACACCACAACAAAGAGACCGUCUCAUCAUGCAGGGACCACAGUCACACAUACAUCAUGAACUUCUCAGACCAGGGGAAACGGAGGCAAAGAAUGGUGAUGGCAAGGUGUCUCUCGCUCACUCUCUGUCUCACUCUCUGUCUCGCUGUCUCUCUGUCUGUCUCUCUCCCAGUGAACUUCUCAGACCAGGGGAAACGGAGGCAAAGAAUGGUGAUGGCAAGGCAGACUGUGUGGUAUCAGAUAGACAGACCCCACAGAAUACAGUCGGGGGCUCUGUGACCGGUGGCAGUGAGACCAUAGAGGUCAACGGGGGUCACGGAGAGGAAGAGGUGCAUCCUGGAGCGGUAGAGGAGGGCGACCCGGAGGACCUGACCUGGACCCCAAGUCUCAUGUGAGGCCAGGUUUGCUGGCCCGCCUUGUCAG
Molecule: messenger RNA, 1051 nt
Organism: Oncorhynchus kisutch (coho salmon)
Lineage: Eukaryota; Metazoa; Chordata; Actinopteri; Salmoniformes; Salmonidae
Gene: majin
Product: membrane anchored junction protein
Exons: 10
Coding region: 46-1023 (325 amino acids)
Biological process (GO): meiotic attachment of telomere to nuclear envelope; homologous chromosome pairing at meiosis
Cellular component (GO): nuclear inner membrane
Molecular function (GO): DNA binding
Source: RefSeq, a predicted model, not a curated record